AUGUCCGAGCCUCACCGUCUGCAGUCGUUCCACAUCAAGAAAAACAGUGUAACAAACCGUUUCUCUGUUUACGUCAGAACUCCGGAGGAAUAUGAUGGCUCUGAGGUCACGGAAACAUCGGACGCGAUACCAAGUGACCCGUCUAACCUAAUAGAAGGUAUCAUUUUACGCAACAUACUAUUGUGCUUUCACCUUCUCAAUCAUCAAGGGAGGAGGUACAUCAACACUCGCGAGGCCAAGGCCCAUGUAAAGGAUGAAUUUUCAGACAAUCCGGGUUUAUUGGAGCUAUUAGAGAACGUGCUAGUGGUUGUUGGCGGUGGCGACGAGGACGGUAACAUUGGAAAGAACGUCUUCAUCCAGAAACUAGAAUGCGUGAUAGAGGCAUUGGCACCUGACGAUAGUGCAGUCCUAAGCCAACUGCGUAAUCCAUCUAACCGCAUCACUGAAUACUUCGAUUCGCUCGGGGAGGCGGGAUCUCCAACUAUUGGUGGCGACAGUAGUUCGCCGGUACCUACCACGGAUCACUCGGGUUCCCCGUCAUCGCAGUUUAAUAUAACGGCGGUAUCGCACAAUAAGGACGCAGGUUCUGUAUUGGAUUUAUUAGACAGUGAAUGCACCUUCAAACCGGUGACCAACACACAACGUUAUCGUGGACGCAAGGAUGCGGAUCACGUGGACCUGAAACAAGAGAUAGAGGAUAUGCAUCGGUUCAAAUGUGGUAGGUCAACGAAAGUUGCUUGGAAUUACAAGUAUAAUCAGAUGCCGUUGCGGGCAGUGGUCUCAACGAGUAUAUAG
Babesia sp. Xinjiang is the source of this 795-nucleotide messenger RNA. RefSeq lists its product as uncharacterized. NCBI's taxonomy places the organism in Eukaryota, Apicomplexa, Aconoidasida, Piroplasmida, Babesiidae. The transcript has a single exon. Bases 1 to 795 code for a protein of 264 amino acids. The record is from RefSeq and is a predicted model, not a curated record.